Molecule: messenger RNA, 6417 nt
Organism: Neoarius graeffei (lesser salmon catfish)
Lineage: Eukaryota; Metazoa; Chordata; Actinopteri; Siluriformes; Ariidae
Gene: taf1b
Product: TATA box binding protein (Tbp)-associated factor, RNA polymerase I, B
Exons: 15
Coding region: 89-1840 (583 amino acids)
Biological process (GO): RNA polymerase I preinitiation complex assembly; nucleolar large rRNA transcription by RNA polymerase I
Cellular component (GO): RNA polymerase I core factor complex; RNA polymerase transcription factor SL1 complex
Molecular function (GO): RNA polymerase I core promoter sequence-specific DNA binding
Source: RefSeq, a predicted model, not a curated record
UUGGAUUUUCUUUCAUGUGUGUGGUGAUGAGCUUCACAGGGGGUUUGGAAGGUGUGAGGUAAAUUAGCAGUGCUGAAGUCCUGUGAAGAUGGAUGAAGAGAUAACAGGCGGUUACAGUGAAGCCUGUGGACAGUGUGGCUCAGUGUGUUGGGGGGUUUCAGAUGGAGGGCAGUUCUUCUGUAAAAACUGCCAUAAUGUGAUUGAGAGAACGAAAGAAGUUGAGGAUGUGAACAGUUUGCCCCUCAACAGCAGGAUAUCCUCUUUAUCAUCAGGGAAACGAAAGCGCGGUGAAAAAGAAGGUGCACGAGACUGGAUGGUAUGCGAGGGCUUUCAGUUGAUCCUGAAACUUCAGGCCGAAGCUUUGGUUGAUCUGGGAGUCUGUCCUCAGUUUAAGACAGAUGUGCUAUGGAGUUUCUGGAAGCGAUACAUGCAGAAGACCAAACAGGCGUACACAAGCGAACCAGUGAACAGAAUCAGAAUUUCAGUGCCUCAGGACUUGACCAACGGCAGCGACAAUGAGUCAUCUGUUGCCUUCAGUGACUCGUCAUAUCACAGUGGGACUGCCUCGACGAAGGGAUACAGCACAGUCUCCGGAUACGCCAGUGAUGGGAGAUCUUCAGUGUGUUCAGGCUCUAUGGAUGCCGAAUGCUACUUUAGACCGAAAGAAAGCAAGAACCUGAUGAGCAUGCCCCGAACACUAGCAUUCUGCCAUCUGGCUCUGCUUUGGGUCCGGGAGGCCAUCACUCUGGCUGACUUGCUCAGGUUGGUGUCUAAGGGCCACAUCCCUUAUAUUAAUGUUCAUGCACUUUUUCCUGAAGAGAUGAGGUUCUUUGGCAAGGAUGCCUUGAUCUUUCGAGUUGAGUCUAUCCCCUCUUACAGUAAGAUACACAAGGAGGCAGUAAAACUGGCGGCACUGAUGGAGCUGCCUGCUUUCCCUCCUGUGUCUCGGGACUGCCUCCUUCACCCAGCUUUGCUCAGUCUACGCUAUUUGAUGGACGCUAACCUUCCUGACAAACUUCAUGCUUUGGUUUGUGAAGUAAUACAGAAAACAUCUAUGGGGGAUGAGUCCUUUCUGACCUUUGACCCUACUGAGAGAAAGCCUAGACUUCUGUGCUAUGAUCUUCAAGCUGCAGCACUCAUUGUUGUAACUAUGAAACUUCUGUUCAGGCUGGACGAUAAGGUGGAGUGGAAGUUGGCCAGGAAGGCAGAUGACAAAGGAAAUAAAAUGGACCAUGGCAAGAAAAGGAAAAAGAGCAAGCAAGGUGGAAGAAUGUUUAGUUUGAGAACCUGGUUUAUGACUGUACAGCCUGCACUGGAGCGAGCGAGGGAGAAAGAAAAGCAGGCUCAGGCCAUGCAGCAGUGGAAAUCUAAGAAGCCCAUCAUUUCAUCUUUGAAACAAAAGACGGUCGUUCUGAAACGGAGACGUGUGGUUGAGCAGCUGCAGAACAGUUUCCAAGCUCUUUGUGGCUCGGCUUCAGAGCAGCAGGUUUCUCCGCCAUCCACCUUCCUCUUCCUUUGGGGAGACGAGGACGGAGCUGAUGGACCCAGUCUCCGCCACAAGUGCCUGGACUGUCUGCUGACGAAAAAGAAAAAAAGAUGGCACCUUGUCAACCGUAAAUAUUGGCACACUGACUUGAGGAAGUGCCAUAAAAGUCUGUGUGGAAACCAUUUCUGGGCGCUGGAGCCUACUUUGCCCAGGAUGUAUAUGUGGUUGUUGGGAUUCUUCUCUUUCAUGCUGGGUGUUAAAGACGCGCAGCUGCACAGCGUAGUCGUCUGGGUGGAGCGACGCUUACUGACACGGCUGGGCCGCAAAGAAACACCAGAAAACCUCAGUGAAUGAAGACGGAUGCUGUGCGGUUGAAAGGUUUCUUCGUUUUCUUGUGUGCCUGAACAGUCACUGCCUGCUGUUACACAUGAACAGUGUGUGAUGCAACCUUUGUAAGGUUUACAAUCUGUACAGUUUUAUAUAACCAUUUCUUUUUUUUUUUUUUAUUCAAUAAACGGUUGAAAUGGAAUAUUUGUGUAUUUACACUGAUUUCUAAAAUCUAAAGCAAAAUAAAUAUCCACUGCCUGUCGCACUAACUGAAACACUCAGAUACUUGCUGGAUGUGCGCAAGAAGAAUUAUUGUUAUUCCCCGCUGUCUGAAAGGCCCAAAGGGGGAUUAUGUCGUGGUGAUAUCCGUCCCGUCCCUCCCUCACUCGAAGCGUGCUCACCUUCUGAAAUCAACUCCGCUCACAAUUUGUGGAGGAAUUUCACAAAACUUGGCAGGAUUCUUUGUUCUAUGUCUGUAAAACGCAUAUUGUAAUUUCAUUAAAUUGGGUCACAUUUUUAGCCUGGCAAGCCAGACUAAAUGUGAAUAUUUAGUCUGGCCUCGAUCCGUAGACAUUUCCGAAGCGGGUAGGAGGAACAAACCGCUGUCUUUCAAACUGUCUCUGUGCGUAUAGGCCAACGCUCUGACCAAUUGUGACGUAGUCAGAGCGACAGAAAGCAGUGGGGGAGACCUGGAAAUAAAUAAUUUUUCAAAAUGCGUAUUAAUUAAUAAACAGGUUCUAGAUAUUAAGAAGUUUGGAGAUAAUGACCACAAGUUUGGAGUCUGUACCACAUACACUCAUUUUUUUCCAAGUGUUUUUCAAGGGUUUGCUUAAACUGUUUUUGAGAGUUUUUAUUUAGUGGUGUUUGGUGAAAUAAUUUCCCUUAAAUUUAAAAUAACGGGAAAAUAAGAAACAAUCAAAAAGUAAUGUUUCAAAGCUGUUUAUUAAUUCUUCGUACUGCACAAACUAGCCCCAUCCUUUUGGCUACGAGCGGAGCCAGCUGGUAGAUCAGACUUUUGCCAUAGCCGGUCGGCAAAACAGCGAAAACGUCCUUCUUGAAAAGGAAUGAGCGGAGAGCCUCUUCCUGCUCAUGUUUCAAUGAAAACUCCAAGUCUAAUUCUUCUAAAACUGAUUCCAAAGCGGAGUCAAACGCGCGCUGUUCACUAGCCGUAGCCAUCUUUCCUGUUGUGCUUUCUCCAGCGUCGCGCAGCUUUGUCGUCACUCCUGCAAAAGCCCGCCCAAAGAAUCCAAACAAAAACCUUGCGUUGUGAUUGGCGGGCACGAUUUGAUGCCCGGGGUGUUUUUGUUUAUAUGGUGCGAGGCUAGACCCAUUCGCGAGGCAAAAAAUAUUUUUGGCCGCUAGGCGGGUGGGUCUAGUUUACUAGGCUAUCAUGUUUUACCAGAGUUACAGCCCCUGAUUAACAAAAUUUAUAAUUUGACAAUUUCAUAAGUGUUUUUUCCUUCUGAAAUCAACUCCGCUCACAAUUUUUGGAGGAAUUUCACCAAACUUGGCAGGAUUCUUUGUUCUAUGUCUGUAAUACGCAUAUUGUAAUUUCGUUAAAUUCGGUCACAUUUUACCAGAGUUACAGCCCCUGAUUAACAAAAUUAUAAUUUGACAAUUUCAUGAGUGUGUUUUCCUUCUGAAAUCAACUCCUCUCGCAGUUUGUGGAGGAAUUUCACCAAACUUGGCAAAAGGCUUUAUCAUUAGUACGCAUAUUAUUUUGUUCAAUUCGGUCGCAUUUUACCAGAGUUCCAGCCCUUGAUUAACAACCUUGCACUCACAAUUUCCUGAAGGUGUGCUCGCCUUCUGACAUCAACUCCUCUCACAAUUUUUGGACGAAUUUCUCGAAGCUUGGCAAAAGGCCUUGUUAUAUGACGGUAAUACGCAUACUGCGAUUUAAUUUCGUUUGUGAAAAUUUUACCAGAGUUUUGACCCUUGAUUUAAAUAACUAGUACUUUGACAAUUUCAUGAGGGUGUACGUUCUUCUGAAAUCAACUCCUCUGACAAUUUGUGGAGGAAUUUCACCAAACUUGGCAAAAGGUUUUGUUAUAUGACAGUUAUACACGUAUUGAAAUUUUGUUUAAUUUGGGCAAAUUUUUCCCAGAGUUAUGCCCUCGAUUAUUAACAAACUUGCACUUUGGCAAUUUCAGCAAGGCGUGCUUGCUUUCUGAAAUCAACUUCCCUCAUAAUUUUUAUUAUCCCCCGUUGGCUGAAAGGCUUGAAGAGGGAUUAUGUCGUGGUGAUGUCCGUCCCGGGAAGGGUACUCACCUUCUGAAAUCAACUCCUCUUAACAAUUUUUGGAGGAAUUUUACGAACCUUGACAGGAUUUUGUUGUAUGUUGGUAAUACGCAUAUUGCAAUUUCGUUCAAUCCAGUCGCAUUUUACCAGAGUUAUGGCCGAGUAGCUAGCGGGGGAGCUUGUGCUCUCAGAGCACUCUUGUUCCUUUUGAUGUACAGGAGAGUGGAAGAUACGCUGAUCGUUGUAAACAGAUCUUACUUCAAGUUUAUGAAUGAUUGAUUGUAAAGAACCCUUUAUAUACACUACCUGGCCAAAAAAGUCACCAUUUGGAUUUAAAUAAGCAAAUACUUAAGAGCCUUUGACUGGAAAAUUACUGCAGUGAUUGUGUUUUGGGCUGACCGCAGUUCUUUUAACCCUAACUGAUGUAGUGAGUAGCUUCUUGUUUUUAUGUCGGAAGAUGCAACCCGUGGUUGUGGAAAAGAUGCUACCGUGUUUCAGAAGGGUCAAAUUAUUGGCCUGCAUCAAGCAAAGAAAACUAAGGAGAUUGCUGAAAUACCUGGACUUGGGUUAAGAACUGUCCGAUGCAUUAUUAAAACCUGGAAGGGUUGUGGUGAACCGUCAACUUUGUUGAAGAAAUGUGGAAGAAAAAAAUCAUGACUGACUGUGAUCAGAGCUCACAAACACUUGAAGUCGAAUUGAAAAAGAACCAAUAGUAAAACUCAGCUAUGUUUAAUAGCGAAAGUAAGGGCAUUGCCACACACAAUGUGAUGAGAACUCAGAGGAUUGGGACUAAACAGCUGUGUGGCCGUACAGUUAGUGAAGAUACCGUAAUCAGAAGAAAAGGCUUCAGUUUGCUAGGGAGCAUCAUGCAUAAUGGUCGCUGUACAAGCCUCGGAAGGCAGUGUCAUGAUCUAGGGUUGCUUCAGUUGGUCAGGUCGAGUCUCAGCAACAUAGGCGGUUUUAAACGGGGGCCAGGGGGGGCCAGUGCCCCUGUAAAAUUGCUCCUGGCCCCUGUUGUGGCCCCUGUGCUGAACAGAUAAUAAGCUUUAUUAAUUUCGACGUGCGCUGGCUCAAAGAUCGGAACUGACAUGACAGAGUGUUCUACAUGGACUCCUUAUAGCGCUACACGCAAGAAAGACCCACAGCAGCGCGAAUUGUAAACUUCGGACGUGAGAGAUAACAGCAGCUGCAGCCCUGCAAGAACUAGGCUAUUGCAAAGAGGCGAAGGUAAGGAAAAUUAUUCAAUUUUGUAACAUCAGUGUUUGCACAUAUCCGUGUUUUACUGUUGUUGUUCACUACAAUAAUAAAUCCGUUUUAUUGCACUUUCUUAAAAGUGCGUUGCACAGCAAUAAGUAGCCUAACUUAAUAUUUUUGGGAAAUGGGUAAAAUAACCGACAGUGUUUAACCUGCUUGUAAAACUCGAAUGGCCUUGUGAUAUGUAGAGGCUACAUUCCUCUCCGUUUACUUUUUAAUAUAGGCCUACUGUAGGCUAUCAUCAUGAAAAGGAGCAAGAAGGACAUUAUGUCCUUUUUUGCCCCUAUUAGCAAAAAGCAACAUAGAGAGAGUAAGGAAGAUGAAGAUUAUGAAAGAGGAGAGAGAGCCAGAGAUGGAGAGAGAGCCAGAGGUGGUGGUUGGAGAGGUGGAAAGUGAGGCAUCUGAAAGGCAAUCGGAGAGUGAGGAUGAAGACAUUCAGGAUCAGAUUGAGGGACAGAAUGAGGGACAACCCAACGAGUCAUUGGGACAACCAGAUUCACCAUGCAUAUCAAGUACAGCACCAUCAGGUUUGUGAUGUUGAACAAAUGUAUGUGUGUGAGCAGUGUUGGCCUACAAUUCAUAUAGCCUACCCUGAAAGUGUGAAGUCUGAAUAAUAAUUAAUAAAUAUAAAAUAUAAAUAAUAGAUAUAAUAAUAAAUUAAUAAAUGAAUAAUGAUAAAUGCAUGUUCUCAGUAGCACUCUCAUAUUUACUGUAUUCAUCUUUCUCCAGAUAUCAGCAAGUGCUUGGACGACACUCCAGUGCAGCCACGUCUGAAGAAAAGGUUCAUUGUAUGCAAAAAUAGAAAUCUUAUUUUACAAAAAAAGAGAAACAUGGUUUUAAGAUUUAUUGAGCACAAUUUAUUUUAUGUUUAGGCUAUUGAGACAGAAUGUUUAUCUCAUUGUAUUUAUGCUCAAUGUAUUUUGCUUUGGUUUUAAAUAAACUAAACUAAACAUUUUGAACGCUUAAAUAUUGCCAUGUUUUGUCCAUAUGUGCCCCCCUGAAAAAACACUGGCCCCACCUCGGCCCCCCUAGUAAUUUUGGUCUAGAACCGCCACUGCUCAGCAACGUUAUGUAUGUAAUGGAAAUUUCUAAUAAACACUUCGGAACGCUUA